This is a messenger RNA of Chlorella variabilis, 1614 nucleotides long. RefSeq lists its product as hypothetical. The coding region runs from base 1 to 1614 and encodes 537 amino acids. Gene Ontology annotation, cellular component: microtubule cytoskeleton. Gene Ontology annotation, molecular function: ATP binding; ATP hydrolysis activity. Lineage: Eukaryota; Viridiplantae; Chlorophyta; Trebouxiophyceae; Chlorellales; Chlorellaceae. The transcript has 9 exons. The record is from RefSeq and is a predicted model, not a curated record.
AUGGUGGAGGUACAGCGGCAGGUGGAGAAGCUGAGGGGGUACUAUGACCUGGCCAGGGACGCUGUGGAGCGGGCGUACGCCAAGGACGUGGCGGGGCAGCACAGUGCUGCGGUACAGCUGUACCGCACCGCCCUCAACAUCCUGCUGGAGGGGCUGGCCCUGGCGGUGCCCAGCAUGGGGCUGGAUGCCUCACAUAGCAACACCGCCAGGUGGCGCUCUGAUAUGAACCAGUGGCAACAGGGCGUGCUGGAUCGGCUGAGGGCCCUGGAGGGCCAGGGCGGACCGGCGGCGGCAGCAGCAGCCAGCAGCGGCGGCGGAGGCGGCGGCGGCGUGGCGGCGCGGUCGCCGCCGGCCAACCCGCUGCUGCGCUCGCAGCGCAGCGCGCCACGGCCGCGGCCGGCGGCGGCGUUGGCAGCGGCGGCGGCGGCGGCGGCAGCGGGUGUGCGGCCUGGGGGAGGGUCCAAAGAAGAUAGGGACUUUGAUGAGCGGGUGCUGAGCGAGGUGCUGGACAGCGCGCCCAGCGUGGCGUGGGAUGACGUGGCGGGGCUGGCAGCUGCCAAGCAGGCCCUCCAGGAGAUGGUGAUCCUGCCCACCCUCAGGGCAGACCUGUUCCAGGGCCUGAGGGCCCCGGCGCGCGGCCUGCUGCUGUACGGGCCGCCCGGUGCAGUUCGGCCGCCCGCUGCGCGCAGCAUGCCGUUGCUGCACGCGUGCUGGGCAGCCUGCCUGCCUGUCCCCGCUCUUUGUUCUGCCACCCAUCCUCCCCUGCGUUUCGCCAACCAGCCCCGCCCGCCACCUCCCAGCCAACCCACCCCGCCCGCCCGCCCGCCUCCCUGCCAACCACCCCCAUCGCUCGGCGCAGGCAACGGCAAGACGAUGCUGGCAAAGGCGCUGGCGCACGAGGCGCGCGCCACCUUCUUCAACAUCUCCGCCUCCUCCCUCACCUCGCGCUGGCACGGCGACGCGGAGAAGCUGGUGCGUGCGCUGUUCCGUGUGGCGGCGCGCAACCAGCCCUCAGUCAUCUUUAUUGACGAGAUUGACAGCAUCCUGUCGGAGCGAUCCUCCUCGGAGCACGAGGCCAGCCGCCGCCUGAAGACGGAGUUUCUGGUGCAGUUUGACGGCGUGGCCAGCAGCUCGGACCGCGUGGUCGUCAUCGGCGCCACCAACCGGCCCUGGGAGCUGGAUGACGCGGUGCGGCGGCGGCUGCCCAAGCGGGUGUACGUGCCGCUGCCGGAUGCGGCGGGGCGGCGCGCCAUGGUGCAACACCUGCUCCGCGGCCAGCGCCACCAGCUGAGCAGCAGGGAUCUUGAGCGGGUGGUGGCGGGCACAGGCGCGCUGGCACACGCUGCUGCUGGGGGGGUGCCCAACCGCCGCCUCUGGCGCCCUGCCUCUGCCCAUGGGUACAGCGGCAGCGACCUGGCGGCGCUGUGCAAGGAGGCGGCCAUGGUGUCUAUCCGAGAGCUGGGCGCCGCCAUUGCCACCGCCCCCGUCGACUCGGUGCGCCACAUCAGCAUGGCCGACUUUGUGACGGCGGUGGGCGCCAUCAAGCCCUCGGUCAGCCGAGAGCAGCUGCGGCGGUUUGAGGAGUGGACCAGGGACUACGGCAUGGCCUCCUGA